CGACUUCAAAAGCUUCAAGUUAUUCUUUAUCAGUAAUGGAACCAAUUACUUAUUCCAAAGAUCUUCCAUUAUUCUUCUCAAUCUUCAUCUUCGUUUAUCUUCUCGGUUACUUAUUCAUUUUCAAAAAAUGGACUCCGGAGACUCGUCCUUUAGCUUCCAGCUGUUUAAUCUCCCUCCUCCACGGCGUCUCCGCCGUCGUCCUCGCCACGAACGCCUUACUCUCCGAUCCUAACCGUGGAUUCUCCUCCGUCAACACCCAAUCUCAAAACUCAAUUCUCGAUUUCAGCUCCGCUUAUUUCCUCGCUGAUCUCGUCCACCUUGCCGUGUUUCCUUCUCCCGCCGGCGGAGACUCGCUUUUCGCCGCUCAUCACCUCGCCGUGCUUUUCGUUUUCCUCACCUGCCGUUACAUGGUUGCUCACGGCGCCUGCGCUCUGCUCGCGCUGCUAGUCGUCGCGGAGGCCACGAGCGCGUGUCAGAACACGUGGACGCUCGCGGAUGCGCGUGGGAAAGACGCGCCUCUAGCGGUGAGUUUGCACCGGUUCGUUACGGUGCCGUUUUACGCGUCCUAUAGCGUCUGCAGGUGCGUUCUAGCGCCGUUGCUUAUCGUUAAGAUGACGUGGUUUUACGUCAGCGGAGGCGCUGAUGACGUCAUACCCAGAUGGGUUUGGGUUUCGUGGACCGUUGUUAUUGUUACUGCCGUUACCGUUAGUAUCCUUUGGAUUUGGAAUUUGUGGGUACUGUUUUUUCAGGAAAGAUAUUCCAAAUUUACCAAAAAGGUUAGGUGGCCAAAGGCGAAACGGAGACACUAUUGUGCAACAAGUUGUUCAUUUGUUUCCAAACAUGGUAAGCUGUAGCAUGAGCAACUCCUACUAAUUUCCAAAGAAUUGUGGGAGCAGUCUCUGUUUUUAGCUUAGUCCAAGCCAGAAUUGAAAUCCAAGUAAUAAAGAUAUAAGGCGAUAUCGUUAAUCCUCUUCUGGUGUUUUCUGUAUGUAAAACGGCGUCUUUCUUUUGAUUCGAAACGGAGGAGUUUGUGAAGGGUAACAAGACGGAAUGGUUCUUUAUAUCUGGGAGGACCAAGAUGGGGAAAUGUGGAAAAAGAAUGAAUCGUAGAGACAAUGGAGGAUACUGGAGGGUAGUAUCAUCUCUGCCAAGAAGAUUCAUGCUGGAGAAGCAGGCCUUGUCGGCUACAAAUACUCACUAGAGUACUACAUUGGAAAACAACCAAAAUGGCGUAAAAGAGGGUUGGUUGAUGCAUGAACACUGGCUUAAGUCUUCUGAUGAUAUUAAUAACUACGAGCUGGGCAAUUAUGCUAUGUGCAAGAUCUAUCUGAGUCCACACGCAGCAAAGAAGAAGAAAACACACGAUGAAGAGAUCGACGAUUUAGUUCAAUUUGUGGAAGCAGC
Messenger RNA from Arabidopsis thaliana (thale cress), 1404 nucleotides. Its product is annotated as TRAM, LAG1 and CLN8 (TLC) lipid-sensing domain containing protein. Bases 36 to 854 code for a protein of 272 amino acids. The record is from RefSeq and is marked reviewed. Lineage: Eukaryota; Viridiplantae; Streptophyta; Magnoliopsida; Brassicales; Brassicaceae. Gene Ontology annotation, cellular component: membrane. The transcript has 3 exons.